AUGAGCCAUUCAGCGCUGCCACAUAGCUGCACCCGACCUCUCCUUGCUGCAGCAGCUGCUGCUGUGCUGCUGCUGCUUGCUGCUGCUCUUCGCGCCUCCCCCGCUGCUGCCAGCUCCCCCAGUGGCCCUUUGGGGCUCCACCUGCAGCAGCAGCAGCACGAGCAGCAGCAGCAGCAGCACGGGCAGCAGCACGAGCACCACCGCCUGUGGGACUUCGGCGCUUCUGCCCCUCCCCCUCCCCCCUACCUGCAGCAGCAGCAGCAGCAGCAGCAGCAGCAGCGGAAGCAGCGCCAGGAGGCCGAAAGGCAACUCGCCGAGUCGGGCCUCCACAACUUCUCCUCCGAGGGGCCCCAGGGGGCCCCCCAUGGGCCUUCCCAGAGUCGCCAAGAGGGUACAGAAUCUGUUGAUGAUGAAGUUGGCAAAAAAAGCAAAAGAAGAAGACCCCAUUCUUCUUUGCGCUACAGAAAUGCAAAUGCUGCUGCUGCUGCUGCUGCUGCAGCAAGGGCCAGAGCUGCUCCAAAGCCAGCUCCCCUCCGCCGGCCCGAAGUUGCUGCGACGCUGGCAUCCGCGUCAGCAGCAACAGACGCAGCAGCAGCAGCAGCAGCAGCAGCAGCAGCGAAGCCCGGCGGGGCCGCGCGCCCGCACGAAGAAGCCGUGGGGACGGGCGCCUCCGUGGCGGGCUCAGGGGCCGCAGCGGGCCCAGCAGCAGCAGCAGCAGCAGCAGCAGCAGCAGCAGCAGCAGCGGAGCCGAGGGAGAAGAACUUGUUUCUGGCAGAUGUAGCAGCAGAAGCUCCCGAAGUGCCGCUGCUGGAGCUGCUGAACAAAAUAGAAGGCGGGAAGCAAGACAGUGUUGCUGCUGCAGUAGGUCGGGGGUCUUUGAGGGCUUAUGCAAGUCUGAAGCCGCUGCUGGACGUUGCUGCUGCAGCGCAGCAGCAGAAGCAGCAGCAGCAGCUCUCCAGGACCACGCAGCUGCGCAAGGAGCGCCUCGAGCUGCUGCAGGAGACCCAGGUGCGCAGAGCAGCAGCAGCAAUGAAGCACCAGCAGCAGCUCGUGCUGCAGCGCGAAAAAGCAAAACAAGAACAGAAAGAAAGGCAGCAGCAAGCAGUAGAAGCCCGCAAGGAGGCAGCAAGGCACUUUGACGAGCAGCGAGCGGCGCGAGAGCGGCAGUGGGAGGAGCGCUGGAAUGCUUUGAAAGAAGGAGACAAAGAGCGAGCAGCUCGGCAGCAGGAGCAGCAAGAGAAGCUGAUGCAGCAGCAGCUGCUGCUGCUGCAGCAGCAGCGGGAAAAGCAAGCAGCAAAAGCAGCAGGCGCUGCUGCAGGCGGCCACCAGCAGCAGCAGCAAAACGAAACAGAAACCCCAGAAGCAGCAAGACAGGGGGGGACCCUUCCUUCGGAUUUGCUGACAGCAGAGCAGCAGGUGCUGCAGUUCAAGUGGCGGCAGCAGAAGCGGCAGGCUGCUGCUGCUGCUGUUGCUGCUAACGCUGAUCCUGCGGCUGCUCCUGAUCCUGCUGCUGCUGCUGCUGCUGAUGCUGCUGCAUAG
Molecule: messenger RNA, 1539 nt
Organism: Eimeria tenella
Lineage: Eukaryota; Apicomplexa; Conoidasida; Eucoccidiorida; Eimeriidae
Exons: 2
Coding region: 1-1539 (512 amino acids)
Source: RefSeq, a predicted model, not a curated record